Messenger RNA from Amphibalanus amphitrite, 459 nucleotides. Its product is annotated as inaD-like protein. The annotation marks the transcript as partial. The record is from RefSeq and is a predicted model, not a curated record. NCBI's taxonomy places the organism in Eukaryota, Metazoa, Arthropoda, Thecostraca, Balanomorpha, Balanidae. The transcript has 2 exons. Gene Ontology annotation, molecular function: protein binding.
AGCGAGCUUGUCCAGGCCUGUGGCGAGUGAAGCGAGCUUGUCCAGGCCGUUCGGAGUGUGGUGAGCUUGUCCAGGCCUGUGGCGAGUGAAGCGAGCUUGUCCAGCCACGGCGCGGCGCUGAUGAGCUCCCCGGCGUCCACAAUGGCGUGCACUGUGACGGCGCUACUCGACAAUCCCGUGUCACGCUUCCACCAGGUGGUGCACGCUACCGACAAGGCCAUGGAAACGAUACGAGAGGAUACAGAGCAUGAAUGGGACCCAGAGAAGGUGCAGAAGAAAUAUGGCGCGCUGCCUGGUGAGGUGCUAUGGAUCGAGUUGGAGAAGGGUAGCCACGGCCUGGGCCUCUCGCUAGCCGGCAACAAGGACCGCACACGCAUGUCCGUCUUCGUUUGCGGCCUCAAUCCUCAGGGGAACGCCUUCAAGGACGGGCGAAUCCGCACCGGCGACGAGAUUCUCGAG